UCGCUGUCCUCUUUUCAUCGUACCAGUUCAUUUUGUAUUGAAAGCGAAGCGCGUCGCGUCGUCACGUCGGCCAGCCCAGAGCGGCAGAAGCAGCAGCGGCGGGUAGAAGAAGAGGAGACGACCGGAUAAUACUCUCCCUAUUUAUCCUUUUUAUUUCCUCUUCGCUGGACUUACUUGGUUUCUCGUUUGAAUCUGUCGGGUUUUAUCGGUACAGAGUCGUUACAUAAGGUGAACAACGGACAGAGAUGAGACCCGGAUAGCGGCACUAAACGCGCAUGUGCUGCCAGGCCGACUCUCACAGGCGGAAAACCUCCAUGUGUGUUAGCGCCAUCACGGUUUUUUAAUUUUAAAAAGAGGGUAAUUUAUUCCAGUAGCUUGUGGAGCUUCAUCCGAUGCUGUACCCCUCACUAUUGUGUGAUUUCACUGAACUAGGAGGCUAACGGUCGCGCCGCUGCCCUGCCGCUUGAUGAGCCGCGUGAGCGUUACGGGAUGAUGCGCAGAAGAAACCUCCACCUCCAGCAGACAUUCAGGCGUUAAUGGCUCAUUAUACCCGUCAAAACCACCUUUAAUAACAAGGUUGUGUGAUAUAAAACACAGCCUCCUAGUGUGUGUGUGUUUGUGUGUGUGAAGCUACCGGGCCCUGUCACAAAACUGUCCUGCACGCGCAGAAUGGGCCCGUGUCUUAAUUUGGAAAACAAAGAAUUAGGCUGCUGAAGAAGAAGAAGAGGAGGAGGAGGAGGAGGAGGAGGGAGGGUAAUCUGGUUAGAUAAGCUUAUUUUACCGUUUUUAAGGUGCUUAUAGCCACACAGUCUGGACUCUAACUGCUCCUUUCUGGCCUCCUCAUUUGGAGUAUUUCCCCUUCACGUUUUUUGUUCUUUCUCCGCACCGCCCCACCAUGAGCGGUGACACCGGGGACUCCGGGCCGGUGGAAGUGGAGCCCAUGCCGGGAUACUUGUACCUCAUCAACCGGGCCUCCACCGUGAUGUUUGGCGCCUGGAGAGACUGUAGCUCCUGCGGGCUGGAGCUCUCCAAACGGACUCUCCUGGAUAACGCUUACAUUACCUUUACCGAAAUCGCCCUGUUCUUCUUUUGCGCCUUUUUGUGGACGCAGGUCAGGCGGGGACUGACAGAAAGUCUGUUUCAGCCUCUGGCUCGGUGGUGCCGGCUGCUGCCCAAAGAUGCUGCCAAGAUGCCGGAGAGCGCGUGGAAGCUGGUCUUCUACACCAUGUCCUGGUCCUACAGCACCUACCUGCUCUUCUUCACCUCCUACUCCUUCUUCCAUGACCCCCCCUCUGUCUUCUACAACUGGCAGAGUGGGAUGUCAGUGCCUGCAGACAUCGCCAUCGCCUACCUGAUCCAGGGCAGCUUCUACGGACACUCCAUCUACGCCACGGUCUACAUGGACGCCUGGAGGAAGGACUCUGCCGUCAUGGUGGUCCAUCACAUCAUCACUCUGGCUCUCAUCUGCUUCUCCUACGCCUUCAGAUAUCACAACGUGGGGAUCCUGGUGUUGUUCCUGCACGACAUCAACGACAUCCAGCUGGAGUUCACCAAGCUCAACGUGUACCUGAAGUGCAGAGGGGGGGGGUACUUCCUGCUCAACGACGUGCUGUCCAACAUGGGGUCCGUCAGCUUCAGCAUCACCUGGUUCUGGUUCCGCCUGUACUGGUUCCCUCUCAAAGUCCUGUACGCCACCUGCGUGUCCAGCCUGCAGUCCGUGCCCAACAUCCCCUUCUACUUCUUCUUCAACACACUCCUGUUCACGCUGCUGCUCAUGAACAUCUACUGGUUCCUGUUCAUUGUGGUGUUCGUGGUGAAGGUGCUGAAGGUGAAGGAGGUGAACGACGUCAGAGAGUACGAGGAGGAGGAGGGCGGCCGCGCGGUGCUCAGAGAAAAGAACAACAAGCAGGAUGAUGCUGGACAUCACAACGCUGCACCGGGGAAGCACGUGCAGAACGGGGUCACCAAAGAGAAGCAUCUAUAACAGCGCCCCCACCAGGCGGCUCGCUGCACUGCAGACAGGAAGUGAGAUCAGGCUGCGAGGAGUUUCUACUCUUUUUAUUUGUUUAGGAACAUUUCAUUUCAUCGCUGUCGUUUGUUUUUAUUAGAGCACUGUGAAUGUUAUUCCAGCUGACUUUUUGUCCUAUUGUUGCUAACUUUUACAUUUGAUAGAUUCAGUAGAAAUGUUGAAACAUCACGAGCGUCAGAAGUGGGAAAAGUUUAUUUAAAAAAAAAACGGAAAAUACUCGAGAUUCUUUUAGGGCUGUGUUUGCCGUGAGUGGAAUAAUUAAUCCUCCGUCCAUCUUCUCUUACGUGAAGAGAAAAGGCUAAAAAAAAAAUCCAAAUUCAAACGAGAAAUAUCACGUUUUUUCUCACCUCCAUAUUUCACAUCUGCAGCAGUGAUGAAACCACACGUAUUGAUUUUCAUAUCAUCGCACAAGUCAGCGGUGGCGUCCAUUACUCUGAAUUAAAACGCCACAUUAGAGAGUGUGUGUGUGUGUGUGUGUGUGUGUGUGUGUGUGUGUGUGUGUGUGUGUGUGUGUGUGUGUGUGUGUGUGUUAGGUGUUUCAGGAUGGAUGUAGCUGAUAAACUCUUUCACAACAUUUCACCUCUCAGUUCCUCUUAUCUCUUUUUGCUGACGAUCAACCGGCUUUGGAAGUAUUUAAAGUACGGGAAAAGCUUUUUAUUGUUUUAUUUGUAUUGUUCCUACGUGUGUGUGUGUGUGUGUGGCAGAGCGUCUGCACUGACAUGAAGGCAAACAAGCCGCUUGCUGGUUUAAUGACGGCAAAGAGCUAGAAUUGAUUGACGGGGACUUAUCCGCAUCGUUUAGAUUUGUUUGAAACAAAACGGAUUUAAUUUAUGGCGGGCGGCUAUUUACAGAAAAAUUGGAAGAAUAGCCAAAAAAACUUGUGUAAAGAUAAAGAUCAGUAUGAUAUAAAAGAAUAAAUAAACAUUAUGUAUGCACACAUUAUUCAGGAAUGCAUGACAUCGAAUGAUUUUUGAGAAAUAUUAUCUCACAAACAAUGAAGAAAAAAAACCCUCUCGCUAUGUAAUCAUAUCUUUAUUAAUGUCUAAAAAACUGAACAGUGAUCUUUCUUUGAAGCAGCAGCGACCACUCGACACGAAGAACUAUAGAUAGGGCUGGACGAUAUGAAACUAGUCAAAUUAUACCAUAUGUGGAAUUAAGGACUUGAUUGGAAGAGGCAGUUACUAUAAAAGUGUGUUUGGGACACGUUUGGAAACGAGGGGAUUUAUCUCGAAGGGGUUUAAUCUGAGAAAAUACAUUUCUGAAAAAAAAGGCUUUGGACCUUUUUGGUUUAAAAGAACUCCUUUAUCUGUACUUUUUUAGUUUUUAAACUAUUCAAUUAUACAGUGAAAGACCCCCUACUGGUUUACUUUAAUGUUUUUUUCAUCAAUAUCACUCAACAGCACAAUGCAAUAUCUCCUGUAAUGCAGCAUUUAAAACCAGAGAUACAACAAUUACAAUAUCUCAAAUCUAAGGUAAUAUAUGUGUGAUAUAACAGUGUGUGAUUAUCCUCAAUAUGUUAUUUAAUAAUGCAUAUUUAAAAAAUAUAUAUCAGGCACAAAUAAGGAUAAUUUUGUCCUAAAAAUCCACAUAUGGGAAGAUUUUUAAAGUCAUCUGUAAAAACUAAUGAAACUAUUAAAUAUAUUAAAUAUCUAGUCUCUUAUCAUGAUAUAGUGAUUUAUAUUAUCCAGCCCUACUGACUAAUACAUGAAAACAGGUGUGUGAUGAGCCUCAAUUUGGCAUUUAAAAACACACAUUUUAAUAUAUAUUUCAGACACAAAUGAUGGGAUGAUUGUGUCCCAUAAAUCAGACUGUUCUCUGUAAUUCUUCUGUGUGAGUGCACGCUGCUGCUGCUGCACCCGUUAUAUUUUGAAAGGGAUAUUUUCUACACUUCCUCUCGAUCAAAUUCCAGCUUGUUGUUGGAUGAACGGCGGGCUUGUGCUGCUGGAGCCGCAGAUGCUUUCUGUCUGUCUUCCACAUUUACAACCCCCCCCCCCCCCCCGAAACAUCAUGGUGAGGGGCGGGGUUACAACUAAUUUUAUAUUUUAUUUCUGUAGUCAUUUGUUUUGUUUUUUGAAUUGCUGCUGUUUUAUUCCCUCUGAGAGCACUGUUAGUAUUCCAGUUGUGAUCUGGCUCAGCUGUACUGUAGAAAACACGGUUCUUACCCAACAUGUGUAGUGUCAGACAGGAAGUGAGACUGAAACACAUUCGGGGUUUCUUGUUCUUUUUCGUGACAGGAAGUGAAGUUUGCAGUAAACCCACAAACACCCAACAUGUGGAUUAGGUGUGUCUCAUCCCUGAAGUCUGGUAUUUACAAAAUAAAAACAUUCCUACAGUCUUAAGGGGACACAAACGCACCACCAUCAGACGGUUUAAAAUGUGUUUAUUUUGCAUCUUAAAACCUUAAAUAAUGAUUUUUACUUUGAUAGAUUACUCCAAAUACAUCUGCAGCAACUACCAGAUGUGCGUUGGAUGACAGUUAAUUUAAUGUUCUUUAACUUUACAUGUCAGUAUGAUUUAAAAAAAUGAAUUUCAUACACGUCCCCCACCCCUACGCACCACAAAAGACGAUUUAUUUUCAGGAUUUUCAGCCAGAAACGUCCGUACCGUUAGGAACCUAAAGUGUUUGUUAGGAACAAAUCAUGAUUUAAGUUAAGAAAUGUCAUUUCUGGCAACAAGGCCUGCAGGAAAAUCAAAAAUAAAAGGAACAUUUUCUUUUAAAUUGAUCAUUUAUUUAUCUUUCUGUAUUUAAUUGGAUUAUUCUUAUUUAAAUGUUCUUAAUAUUGCAUGUGAAGCUCAGUUCAGACCGACAACUUGUGGGAUAUUUGAUGUUUAAACCCUGUUUCUACACAUUAAGGGAGAAUUCCUCAUUUCAUGAAGAACUUUAGUGCAAAAUGAACACAAGUUUUGAGUCAAAUUAAAAGUGAAAUAAACACCUUAAUUUGAAAUCUGGUUGUUUUCAUUCCACUAGUCUGAAAGAUGACAUGUUAUAAAAGCAAAUUAGACCAAAAAAAAAGUGACAUUUUACCAAUUGUUUCUUAUUUUAAGAUCAGGAAGUGACAACAAAGAGUGAUUUUGACUUUUUUCGAUGUUUCUUGGUAGAUAUGACGUCUGUACGAGUUGUCUGUCUGAAUGUCGCCUUUGACACAUUGUCCCUGCGAGUGUUUUAUUUGUGCCAAACGUCCACCUAAAAUAAUUUGUCGGGCGUUUGUGGGAGCUGACGAGACGAAGCGCUUAGAGAACGACGGGCAGAAAACGCCCUGCAGGUAUUUCUUAUAAAUUGCACUGUAAUUUAUUAGUAUUAUUUUUAUUGUUCAAUAGGAAGAUUAGAAAAAGGGAAGGGGAGAAUUUGGGGGGGAUUUGUGUGACUUUGUGGGAAGAAUCAGUAAAUACAAGUGGGUUUAAGUGGAUCACUAUUCACUGUAUGAUAAACAAAUUACACUUUCUUUGUUUGUUUUAAGGAAAUCUGACCACUUUUUAAAUCUGAAUUGAUAAAAACAUGCUCUUUUGUAAUGCAAUUUUAAUACCAUUCAGCCAAUGUUAUCAUUUCAUUUUCUCCCAUAAAAUAAAACAUGUCAGUAAACGAAA
Messenger RNA from Trematomus bernacchii (emerald rockcod), 5614 nucleotides. It is a transcript of the gene cers1, whose product is annotated as ceramide synthase 1. NCBI's taxonomy places the organism in Eukaryota, Metazoa, Chordata, Actinopteri, Perciformes, Nototheniidae. The record is from RefSeq and is a predicted model, not a curated record. The coding region runs from base 896 to 1984 and encodes 362 amino acids. Gene Ontology annotation, cellular component: membrane. Gene Ontology annotation, biological process: ceramide biosynthetic process. The transcript is spliced from 7 exons. Gene Ontology annotation, molecular function: sphingosine N-acyltransferase activity.